AUGUUGCUCUUCGGCCUAGGGAAACUCGUAUAUGUAAUCGUCCUCCUCCUCAACGCAGUCUCUAUCCUCUCCGAAGACCGCUUCCUCGCACGAAUCGGCUGGGGCCGCACACAAGCAUCCGAACCCGGUUUUGGCGGCGCGUACGAUGGCACGAGCAUCAAAGCCAAGUCCGUGAAUCUAAUUGCGAGCGUGAGAACCGUUAUGCGGAGUACGUUAUACCCAUCUGUUUACAUGUUUGUUGCUUUCUUGGUGAUGGAUUAA
Paecilomyces variotii is the source of this 261-nucleotide messenger RNA. Its product is annotated as Yos1-like-domain-containing protein. The coding region runs from base 1 to 261 and encodes 86 amino acids. Lineage: Eukaryota; Fungi; Ascomycota; Eurotiomycetes; Eurotiales; Thermoascaceae. Gene Ontology annotation, biological process: endoplasmic reticulum to Golgi vesicle-mediated transport. The record is from RefSeq and is a predicted model, not a curated record. Gene Ontology annotation, cellular component: endoplasmic reticulum membrane; Golgi membrane; COPII-coated ER to Golgi transport vesicle. The transcript has 3 exons.